Molecule: messenger RNA, 2163 nt
Organism: Amoebophrya sp. A25
Lineage: Eukaryota; Dinophyceae; Syndiniales; Amoebophryaceae
Source: the annotation of a GenBank genome assembly
AAAAGGUGUAGCGAACCCUGAAAGACAAUCCACAACCUUAGGAUCGCUCCUGCAGAACGAGAUUUACUGACAUUUUUUUUUCCGUGCUGCGUAUCUGGUCUCUACGUACCAUAUUUUGAAGUUAUUUCAUUCAUGGUUGUGAGAUAAGUACUUCGAAUCAUUAUGUGAGAUAAGAAGAACGUACAUAAUUACUUCGAAUCAAUACGAAAUCAAACCAUAUCUUAGCGAGUAGAGUCCACCGCGACACCGAGAAAGGGACUUCCUGAGACCAGGACUCCGAGACAUACACUAUGGCAGCAACGCAGCAGGGGUCGAGUCCGCACUUGAAAAUUCUUUUCGUCGGCCCAGAAGGAGUAGGGAAAACAUGGCUUGUGAAUACACUUUGUGAUUACGGCUAAGUCGUUUUGACUCAUGGCUUCUGAAUACACUCUGUGAUUAAGGCUAACUCAACUUUACUCAUUGAUUGAACUUUAUGAAGAAAUAGCGGGUAGUGCGUGGUACUCAUUCAUGCUGAUGCUCGCAGAGGAUCAGGAUGCUAAACCAUCACCCACCUUUGAUUUCUUGCAUGCGGAAAGUAUGCAGCUAGUGGUCUCAUCGAGUUUAGGAAUUACUCAGCUUUAACAGUAUAUAUAAAGCUCUAAUCCCAACACCACUCUUCCUACUGUCCGCCAACAGUCGGAGUCAGAAUAUUAGAGUACGACGACAGUGCAGCCCACCAAGGGAAGAGCUACGACGACUCUGUCCAGCUGUGGGAUUGCUCAGGCGCACAAACUUGGGAAAAUUGUUUCCCAGCAUUAGCAAAAGACGUUGGAGGAGUAGUGUAUGUUUACAAUUAAGGCAUUUAAGAAAAUGUAGAUGUAGAUCAUCUCAACAUGGGUGUGAUACGUUCAACGUAUCGGUUCGGCGUGAUUUGAAUUCAAUGUGGAAGAGGACCACUGACCAUGUUUGGAAAGAUUGACUAGGCGACUCGACUAGGCGAGGACCAUCAUGUAUGAUGUUUGUCCCGUGCCCCAUCACCUGCGGAGUCGAGCAGGUGCCGGGGGUGCUCGAUGUGCAGGAUUCACAACUUAACCUAACCACUUUAUACAGAUUUACUAGGUCCUUCUAAUCUCCUCCCGAGCUACCGGAACAAACAGACGCUCUCGAGUACUGGUACGAUCGCUUUGGCCCACGGUCACUCGGGCUCCCGCCACAAUCAUUCAUGAUAUGUCAGGUACUUUACGCUUCCUCUUACCAUCCUUUCGAAUCUUUUCAGGAACUGCUUCGUCUUGACAAUGGUUAAGAGUGACCAUUUGAGACGCAAUGAUGAUGAUGAUGAUGAUGAUACAUGGACCACGACUCUUGAUAAGUAUGAUUACAUAGAUGGCCCACUGAUGAUACAUGGACCACGACUCUUGAUAGGUAUAAUUACAUAGAUGGCCCACUCUCUAUAGCUUGUGUCAACAACUAAACCAUUUUUUUCGAUAUUCAUUAGAAGUCGAAGUUUUUUAAUCUCUUCUGUGCAAUGGUUAUUUUGACAAAUUUAGAUUAGCAAGGCCUUUUUUCUUUAGACCUAGAGGUCCUCACAUCACCUCCCAGAUGUUAAAAAGCAAUCAAAUGCGGGAUUACGUAGUUCCAACGAAGAUUAGCUUUGCCAGUAUCCAACAGCCUCUAACAAUGACGUGGGAGAAUGCAGCAGCAAAGGUAAUGCUUCUUUUAUUUUGGAUUUUUUUCAAUUAAGUGUACGUAUCAAUCUGCUUCUACGAUUUGCACAAAUCCAUCCUGUGGAUAUAAGACGUUAUGUUCAGAUUUACUACUUUUUGGUACACUUAUCCUGAUAUACAUAGACGUUUUCAGAUUUACUUAGUACUUUUUGGUACUCACUCUUCUUACCAAAACAUCCUCGAAACAUCAAUGAUACCGCCACGACAGAUGAAGCCAGCGUUCGACAAGUAUCUGGGGAAAGUGUAUAAAACUGUGCAGGAAAGACAGCGCCAGGAGGAAGAGGACGUGAUGAAGAUGUAGCCUCUGAUUAUCGCACACUGUGACUAGCUGGUGCACUUUAGCGUAUUAAUCCACUCUGACCCUGACUCUGCUGCAUCCUGUCUGACUCUCCUACAUCCUGACUCCCUGACCCUGUGCUACUCCAGUGCACCAUUAAUGAAUGUGGCACGACUCUUCUCG